Messenger RNA from Astrephomene gubernaculifera, 924 nucleotides. Lineage: Eukaryota; Viridiplantae; Chlorophyta; Chlorophyceae; Chlamydomonadales; Astrephomenaceae. The record is from the annotation of a GenBank genome assembly.
GACAUGAGGCAGCAGCUGCUCAAGCUGCUCAUCAGCGGCAGCCUCCACAGCGGCAUCUUCGAGUCCGCCCUGUCGUACAUCGAAGAGUACGGCAGCGUCCGGGCGCCGCCCUGUACGGCAGACGUCGCCGUACCGCCAGCGCGGCUGCCUCUAGAUGUGUUGCUACUGGGGUUGCAGGCGCACAUGGGGCUUGGGCGGGCGGCGGAGGCGGCGGCGGUGCUGGUGCGGGACAUGGAGCCGCAGCCGGGCUGCUCGCCGGCGGUAGUCAAGGCUGCCCUCUCCAACCUGCUCCCUGCCCCCCUGGAGCAGCUCUCCUCAGCCCUGCCCGCCAUCACCGCCUGCCUGCUGGCCUGUCUGGCUCGGUGCAGGCGGGCGGAGGAGGCGGGCAGCAGGGCGGCUGCGGCUGCGGCUGCAUGGCCGCCCACUGCGGGCGCUGAGCUGGUGCUGAUGGUGGCCACGGCGGUGGCCUCACACGAGGGCCCCACCGCCGAGGGCCAUCUUCUCAACCUUCUCGCCCACGAUGACGUCGUCGCAGCCAUCUGCCACGCCACCGACCCACGGGACCGUCUGCACCGCCUGCUCUACGCACGCGCCACAGCCGCCUACCACCAAGCCGACCACGCCUCCUCCGCGCGCCUCUUCGCGGCUGCCCUGCUGUACGCUUCCGGCGGCGGCGGCGCUCCGUACUGCCGUACGGCACGCAUGCUUAGCAACUGCUAUGCAGCCAUGGGUCAGCCCCGUCGUGCGUUGGGCUAUCUAGACCUCGCAGCGGCUCAUGAGCCGCAUACCGUGACGCAUCUGCUGCUAAGGCUGCGGCUGCUGCUGUCGUUGCAGGAAGCUGCUGAGCAGGGACAUGCAGCAGGGACGCAGGCAGCGGUGUCUCUUGCGCUUGGCGUGGGUGGUGCGGCUGGCAGGGGCAUGGAG